AUAAAGUAUUGAUUUGGGGCGGAGCCGUUCAGUAUAGCCAGGGUAAAAACCCGGAAGUGAGAGUCCCACUAGCCUGACACGGUGCAGAGAACUGAUCCGAGCUACACCGGCCGAGCAGAGAAGCCUGAGGAUGGCGCUGGAGUUUCUCCCCAUCCCGCUGUCAUGGCUGGUGAUGAUACUGCUGCCUGUGCUGUUCUACAUCUAUUGCGUGCACCCCCUGUCAAUGUUUAAGAAAAUGGGAGUCGAGGGGCCAAAGCCUUAUCCAGUGAUCGGGAACUUUCUGGAGUUUAAGAAUGGUCUGUGGGACAUCGAGUUGCAGACGUCACGUGUGAAGGAGUUUGGAGGAGUUUAUGGUGUUUUCGGGGGAAUGCGACCAGCCUUUGUCGUGACCGACAGGGAGUUUCUGCGGGAAAUCUUCAUCAAACAGUUCCACAACUUCACCGACAGAUCGGCGAGUUCUACAGAGCUGGAAGUUCGGCCGGUGUGCCGAGGCCUGGCGAACCUGAGAGGAGACGACUGGAAAAAUGUCCGGGCAACCCUCAGUCCUGCCUUCACCGGGGGCAAACUCAAACUGAUGACAGACAUCAUAAACCAGUGCGCAGACCAGCUGGUGGAUAACAUUGGAGAGACCACAAGGAACGGAGCAGCCUGCGACAUAAAGGAACACUCCAGUGCCUUCACCAUGGACGCUAUAGCCGCCGUGGGGUUCGGUACCGACAUCAACACACAGGAGACCCCGGACCAUCCCUUCGUGGUGAACGCCAAGAAAGCCUUCAGCGUCAACCUGAAGAACCCGCUUGUUCUGAUCUACCUUCUGCUACCGAAGCUGGUGAAGCCUAUAAUGGAGAGUCUACAGGUGAGCCUGCUCCCGCGGGACUGUGUCAACUUCUUCAGCAGCAUCUUCACACAACUCAUGCAGCAGAGACAGACGGGCGGACAGGGCCGUGUGGACAUGAUGCAGUUGAUGAUGGAUGCCCACACCAUGAAGGAAGAGGAGGGAGGAGAAGGCGGGACGGCAAGCGGCAGGACACGGGGGAAGAAACAGGCGCUGACCAGGGAUGACGUCCUGGGUAACGGGUUCCAGCUCAUCCUGGCCGGGUACGAGACCACCGCCUCCAUGAUCUCAUUUACCCUGUACCAACUGGCCAGGCAUCCGGACGUGCAGGACAGGGUGGUGCAGGAGGUGGAUCAAGUCAUGAAGGACAGGGACACAGUAGACUAUGAGGCAUGUAAACAGCUGGAGUAUCUGGAGAUGUGCAUCAUGGAGAACCUCAGGAUCUAUCCUCCAGGAAACAGACUUGCCCGUGUGGCCACAGCAGACACAAAGAUCCAGUGGCUGACUGUGCCGAAGGGAAUGCUGAUGGACAUCCCAGUCCUACCCAUACACUACGACCCACAGCGCUACCCCGAACCUCACAAGUUCAUCCCGGAAAGGUUCAGUAAGGAAGAGCGGCAGAAGCGUGACCCGUGUGACUGGAUGCCGUUCGGAGCCGGACCCAGGAACUGUAUCGGCAUGAGACUGGCCAUGAUGGAGGCUAAGAUCGCCCUGGCCAAAAUCCUCAGCAACUACAGGAUCGCACUGGCACCUGACAUGGAGGUGCCAGUGCAGCUGAGUAAGUUCUCAGGCUUCCUCAAGCCUGAACACGGAAUCAGGAUCACCGUGCAGCCUAGGAACAGUGCCAGGGAGUGAAGCCAUCAAAAACUUGCCUCCACCAGGCUUUCCUUAGGGGUUAUGGAUACAUGCAGUAGAAUUUGGCAAAAAUAGGGUGAAUAAUUGGCCAUGGGAUUGAGCCGCAAGGAGUAAAGCCAUCAAAAAGCUAGCCUCUAUCAGGUUUUCCCUAAGGGGUUAUGGAUAGUAGAAUUUGGCAAAAAUAGGCUGACUAGUUGGCCAGGGGAUUGAGACACAGUAUGGGUAACAUUUUGCCUCAUACAAAGAACUCAAACGGUGGCCAAACUCCAUUGGAAAAUUAAUCUCAUAUGUGGCAAAAUUUUGCUACUUUCCAGUCUGUGUUAGUGUUAGUCUGGUGGAGACCACAGAAAGCAUCAUUCAGCAGCAACAGAAUUACAUGGUUGACUUGUCUGUAGAGUUAUCCCAAGUGCCUCUGUUGAAUAAGAAUCAUAGAAUGUAGCUGGAUGGGUGGUGUAACAGUAGACUAGCGCUCUAAAUG
Molecule: messenger RNA, 2168 nt
Organism: Branchiostoma belcheri (Belcher's lancelet)
Lineage: Eukaryota; Metazoa; Chordata; Leptocardii; Amphioxiformes; Branchiostomatidae
Product: cytochrome P450 3A13-like
Exons: 14
Coding region: 131-1690 (519 amino acids)
Molecular function (GO): iron ion binding; steroid hydroxylase activity; oxidoreductase activity, acting on paired donors, with incorporation or reduction of molecular oxygen
Source: RefSeq, a predicted model, not a curated record